UCGGUGUACUUUUAUUUUCGGUACUUUCAGUGCAUCUGUUUUUAUACCUAAAAUUUCAAUACACCGAACAAACACACACAUAAUCCAAUAGAGAACUGAUUCUCUGUACCUAAAAUUUCUGCUCUGAUACCGAAAAUGUUGAGCACAUAAAAUUUCUGAAGAGCAGAUGGCAAAGACAAUCACCAUGAAUCACGGCGGGAUUUCCCCUUCCUGCAGUCUUUGCUUUUUUGCUCGACCUUUGAUGCACGGCGGUUGGCUUGACUUGCUGUUCAAAUCACAAGACAACAAGCAAGACUGACUAUGAAGUACGAUUGUACUGUUGACUUCUACAAGUUCUAGUAAGUUAGUUUGUUCUACUCUACUAGGUCUAGACAAGAGCCAUAGCCCAGUACCAAACAGGGAGCACUACAACAAGUAUCUGAUAGAUCUACCUAUUAUCACAGCCGGCAUUACAGGUUCCUACUUCGUGGUUUUGACAUCGAUCUUCUUUCUGAAUAUUUUCCUGGAGUUCUUCCAACGGACAGUCAGUGUCAGCCGCGUUGCUGAUCGGUUGAACUUUCAAUUGUCGCAUAGAUGUAUGAGUUACGUAGUCUGUCCAAGAACAACUCUCAUGUAGCGUCGUCUGCUUCGCAGGACGACUCAGCUGACAUGGUGAGCCGCGCAGGACCCAGUAGUGAAGACGAGGGCCUUCACCGUUACGAUUCCAGCACAUCUGCCCCUGCGAAUAUGAGGGAGGCAAUGGAUGGUGGCUGUCAGAUCAACGCGAGCGAGAGCGAUGUGACACCACGCGUCACCCAUGCACAAGCAAAGCGGAAGAACAACUUGGAGCAGACGAUUCUUAUACCGGAAGGCGGCAGUGAGAAGUUUUUCUCGUUUCGCAAGCUAUGGGCAUUCACAGGUCCUGGGUUUCUGAUGAGCAUCGCCUACCUGGAUCCAGGGAACAUUGAGUCUGACAUGCAGUCUGGUGGCGCGGCUGGGUUUCAUCUGCUAUGGCUUCUGUUCACCGCAACAUGUAUGGGUUUACUUCUGCAGCGGCUCUCUGCAAGACUUGGUGUCACUAGUGGCCAGCAUUUGGCGGAGCUGUGCCGCCAACAGUAUCCCCGCACGCCGCGCAUAGUCCUCUGGCUCAUGAUCGAGCUGGCCAUCGUCGGAUCCGACAUGCAAGAAGUCAUCGGAACGGCCAUUGCCUACUCGUUGCUUAGCAACGGCAAAAUCCCGUUGUAUGCCGGGGUCCUAAUCACCAUCGCCGAUACAUUCCUGUUCUUGUUUCUGGACAAUUAUGGUCUGCGCAAGUUGGAGGUAUUCUUCUGCACGCUGAUCACCAUCAUGGCGGUGACGUUUGGGUACGAGUAUAUUGUAGCAGCACCUAACCAGGCGGAGGUGAUGGAGGGUCUGGUGAUACCGUGGUGCUCCAACUGUGAUCGACAGGCGCUGCAGCAAGCGGUGGGCAUCAUCGGUGCCGUCAUCAUGCCGCACAACUUCUAUCUGCACUCGGCCCUGGUGCGCAGCCGCGACGUCGACCGCUCGUCCUCUGCCAAGAUCAAGGAGGCUAAUUUCUACUUCUUUGUCGAGUCGGCCAUCGCUCUCAUGGUGUCCUUUGUCAUCAACUUGUUUGUGGUGUGUGUCUUUGCUGAGACUUUCUUCAAUGUCAGCACGAGUACCAUCCUGAAUGAGUUUAACUGCAGUGCUUUAGGCAGUACGUCAGAUCUCUCCUUGAAUAGCACGUUUGACCUGGACUUGCGCAAGGGUGGAAUCUUUUUGGGCUGCCGUUUUGGCGAUGUAGCCAAGUAUAUCUGGGCGGUAGGUAUUUUGGCAGCUGGUCAAAGUUCCACUAUGACUGGCACGUAUGCUGGUCAGUUUGCAAUGGAGGGUUUCCUUACCAUCAGCUGGAGUCGCUGGAAGCGUGUCUUGCUCACGCGCAGUAUUGCAAUCACGCCCACACUCUUCGUCGCCGUCUCGACGGGAAUCGACCAUCUGAGCGGCUUGAACGACUGGCUGAAUGUCCUGCAAUCCAUUCUUCUACCGUUUGCCGUCCUGCCCGUGCUGCACUUUGCCUCUAGCAAGGCUGUGAUGCGUGAGUUUAGAGCCGGCAUUCCCAUGCAGAUUUCAAUGUGGGUCAUGGCCGUACUGGUGAUGAGUGUCAACAUCUACUUCACCGUCAGCUUCUUAGAUGACCUGUGGGAAGCCCUGCCGUCGACCGGUGCUCGCGUCGGGGUUGGCUUCGGUAUCACCCUGUUCUUCGCCAUCUAUAUCACCUUAGUCGGCUACCUUGUACUGUCUAUAGUGGGACUGUACGUGCCUGGUCUGCAGGAGAAACUAGGCCAAACGUCCAAUAUGUACGAACUACUCCACGGCGGCCUUGACAUGCAUGAUUCGCAGCAAGAGCAUCAUGGGCCGCAGGCAGUGAGGUGUCCGCAUGCCGAAGGGCUCUGAGUGUACUUCAAACUGCAUAUUUUAUUCUAGGGAUUUUAUUUAGGGAUUAAUAUGGAGACAAACUACAGACUUUUUUCUACAGAUUGUUGUUCUAGUGAGACCUGUGGUCUCCGCUAAUUCGGUUGGCUCCAAACGUACCUGUGUGGUUCCCGCUGCCCCCCCCCCCCCUGCUAACCUCACGUGUACUACAUGGUGCUGUAGUAUAUACAUGCAUAGUCCCUAGCUUUAAGACUGUACUCCUAGACUUUUUGAAUAUGAUUUGUAGCUGCGCUAGUUUCAUUUGCAGCUGUCACGUCCAGCCGGUCAAGGCUUAUUUCUUUCUCUGCAUGCUGGCUUGCAUCUUUCUGUGCUGGCUUCUUGUUUCUUCUCAGCGUUUGCCUUGCUGAGCGUAGCGGCCUUAGGAGCUGAAUACUGAAAAAGAAGAAGAAAUCGUUCUCAUUUCUCACCGUGAUAAUUGGUAGCCCGAGACAUCACAUUCUGUCAAAGAUAAUGUUUGUCUUUGGAGUGUCCCAGGGAGUUGUACAUGACACUGUAUAGACCCGGGAGAGGACAUGGCACUGAUUCCCGUGGACAGGCCUUCCUCACCUGUACAACUCCCCGGAGUGACCACAACUCACAAGGCUUUAUUCAGUGUAAGGCCACCCUUUCUUUUUUCGUUGUUUAACGUCCACGCCCGCGUACCUUUUUGCCUCCGACCGGAAAAAAAAACAAGAAAGUAGUAGUACCAAUAAUAUGCGAAGUUGUAAAUACAUGAUUGUGUAGUUUCACAGUGUGCCGAUCAUGACCUUAAACUUAUAAUCUUGCCUCCCGGGCAUGCCUUUGUCUUGUGUUCUUUUUUUUGUUGGCUUUUAAAUAUCGUACGGUGUGUGUCCUAGUAAAAAGCCAGACGUAAUUCAUGACAUGCUAACUCCAUGCUAUGUACUGUACCUGUUUUGUUGGAUUCAUCAGGCAUGUGCUCCAAUGUACCAUCAAAGAGUGUUGUUCUAUGCCUGCAAGUGCCGUUAGACCCAGAAAUAUUGUAUAUAUCACAUGCUUUACUGGUCAGAAUGUUUGAUUGGGGUUUCCAGUUUUUGGAAUGGGCUUUUGUUUUUUUUCCGCCCUCCCGCGUACCUUUUCGCGAAAAAAAGGACGUUAAACAAUGAAUUAACAA
Messenger RNA from Sycon ciliatum, 3583 nucleotides. Its product is annotated as natural resistance-associated macrophage protein 2-like. Gene Ontology annotation, molecular function: manganese ion transmembrane transporter activity; iron ion transmembrane transporter activity; cadmium ion transmembrane transporter activity. NCBI's taxonomy places the organism in Eukaryota, Metazoa, Porifera, Calcarea, Leucosolenida, Sycettidae. Gene Ontology annotation, cellular component: membrane. The record is from RefSeq and is a predicted model, not a curated record. The transcript has a single exon. Gene Ontology annotation, biological process: metal ion transport. Bases 574 to 2433 code for a protein of 619 amino acids.